Molecule: messenger RNA, 921 nt
Organism: Oppiella nova
Lineage: Eukaryota; Metazoa; Arthropoda; Arachnida; Sarcoptiformes; Oppiidae
Source: the annotation of a GenBank genome assembly
GUUUGAAGUCUAAAUAUAAGUUUAAUACAAGUUUGAGUAAAUUUAAAAAACAAACUUAAAAUGUAUUCAAAGUUAGAAGAAAUGAGAAAUCAAUUUCGAGAAAGACUUACAUUAAGACCAGAAGAGUCUAAAAUUCAUUUCAUAAAAGUUGAGCAUCAAGGUAAUAAUAAUAACAACAACGACUAUUAUCCAAAAGUCGCUUCAAAUGUAACAAAUGUGUCGAAAAUUUCAAAUAUUGGACAUAAUUUGAAAGAUAAUACCAAUCCAUUUGUCUCAACAAAAUUGAGUGAAAACAGAAGUGCAUACAAACCAAUUACAAGACAAACUGUGACUUCCGAUAAAAGUUUGGCAAAGAAUGUCAUUAAUAAAGAGCCCAAAAGAUAUACGGAUUGGAACAACAACUUGAAAACUUCAUCAAAGUUGACUACAAAUGGCAACAAAUAUGGUAACAAAGAAUUACUGAGAACACCGAAGAGGCCAAACGUAUCGGCCAUACGACCCGCCCGUCCCAUCGCUUCUACAAAACGUCAAUUGAGAGGCACUGGGAGAGUGAGCUUUGAGGGAACUCCGUGUCGUUUCUGUGGCCGAUAUUUUGCAUUAACUGAACGCUUGGAAAAACAUGAAUCAGUUUGUACUCGUAAUUCAGCGAUAAAUGAAUCGAAAUAUAGAUUUGAUUCAAUGAAACAACGAUUUAAAGGAAAACCAAACGAAUACUUGAAGUUUUAUGAGGACUCACUAGCCAAUAAAGAGGAAGAGGUGCCAAAGAAGUGGAAUUGGAGACAAAAGCAUGAAUACUGUUUGGCGACCAUAAGGGCGGCCCGAGGGGACACAUACUCGGGUCCAACCACUUCUGAAAUUACUGCAUCCACUCAACAACAGUGCGAUUACUGUAAGCGACGUUUCAAUGAUGAUGCCAUUAAG